Molecule: messenger RNA, 1444 nt
Organism: Aspergillus nidulans FGSC A4
Lineage: Eukaryota; Fungi; Ascomycota; Eurotiomycetes; Eurotiales; Aspergillaceae
Product: protein phnA
Exons: 4
Coding region: 351-1196 (281 amino acids)
Biological process (GO): regulation of G protein-coupled receptor signaling pathway
Source: RefSeq, a predicted model, not a curated record
AGCCGGAGACCGGGACGGCAGGAAUCCCCCACCCGAACUACACGAAAACGAAAUACGGGGCACAGAUGAAACACCGUUGAGUUGUCACAAGCACACGAUCAUCAACAGAGAGGGCCCGCCUCUCGUUUCAGUUACCGCCCCCUCGUCCUCCGUGGCUCCGCUCCUGAACUCUCUCCCACGUCAAUCGGUAGACACGACGCAAUCCAUCUCAGGUUUGCUUUUGCUUUUCCUGCUCCGUGCUCCGGAAUCCGAUACGACCUCUCAAACAAGUGCCCUGCUCACGGAUGCUGCAGACCUUACGUAUAUAAGUGUUUCACCACCCCCAACUACAGGCCUCCUCUCUUUUCAAUAUGUCUACAGCCCAAGACGAGUUCAAUCAGCUCUUCAGCAAUCGAGAGAAGAACUUGUCCCAUCCCGAGGACAGGAACAAUCUCUCUGACAACGACCCCUCCCCUGACCCGCACGACCAAGACCACUUCGAGCACUCCGACUCCGAGGACAUGGCAGCCAUGACCUCCCGAACAACCAGCUACACAGUCCCCAACACCCGAUUCGAAGCUAAUACAGGCCCCAAGGGUGUCAUUGCAGACGCCCAGGCUUUCGAGCGUGCCCGCCGAACGAAUUUCCGCAAGUCAUUUGUCUCCGGCAACUCGGCCGCGCAGCGCUCACACCACCACUCAUCCUCCAAGUCAUCCGGCGACGCUCGACUCCUCCACAAUUCCCCACCAGCUGAUGGAUCAGGUAGCGAUCUCGACGAGGACGAGGACACUUUUUUGCGCCGAUGGCGCGAAUCACGCAUGCAGGAGCUGCAGAGCAUGAAGGCUAAACGGCCUAGUGCCCGGCGGAGAUAUUAUGGAUCGUUGGAAACGGUCGAUGCGGCGGGGUAUCUGGAUGCAAUUGAGAAGGUCCCAGCGGACCAGGUUGUCGUCGUUUGUCUUUAUGACCCCGAGUCCAACACCAGCGCCCUCGUCGAAGACUGCCUGCACACGAUUGCUUCUCGCCAACAACUAGUACACUUCGUCAAGCUCCACUACGAGAUUGCGGAAAUGGAUAACAUUGAGGCCCCCGCGUUACUAGCAUACCGGGGCGGAGACGUCUUCGCAACCAUUGUCCAGAUUCCGCAGCAGAUUCCCAAAGGUCGAAGCUGCAGCGCGGAUAGUCUUGAGGACUUACUAAAAUCACAUCGAGUGCUGUAAACUAUCUCGUCUUCUCCCAUUUUCAUUUGUCUUGUCAUCUGCGUACAUACAUUUUUUAUUGUUUUGCUUCUUCGUUUUUCUUCUGCUCGGAGUUCAGGAUAGGACAGGUAGGGUAGGCAAUUUGGCUUUACUGGUCAGUCAUAAUUUCAGCAUGCGUCUUAUGCCGCUUACUAGCUUCUCUGUUUCAGCUGGGCUAUUUUUGUACAUAGCAUACUCACAACGUAAUAUGAUAUUCGAUCAGCUUCGAA